AUGGCCUUUAGCACAAUACUGACAGCUUUGCUAGACCUUCUUGCGGACUAUGUCAUGAAUCCAGCGAUGAUGAAGAUGGCAAAGCACCUGUUCAACCCGAUUUUAGAGUCUGUCGCCGACCUCAUGAUCGACAUGUCAGAGCUUUACGAGGAUCUUACCAAUUUACCACGAUUAGCACUAGUCCCAUAUGAUAUCAUACUCAUCUUUCUAGAUACAAUCAUUGUAAUACUGGGUGUUAUACGACUGGAAUUGAUCACCAUGGUUAUGCCCGAGCCUUUACAUCUAGAUCUAACUUGA
Messenger RNA from Penicillium waksmanii, 297 nucleotides. RefSeq lists its product as uncharacterized. Lineage: Eukaryota; Fungi; Ascomycota; Eurotiomycetes; Eurotiales; Aspergillaceae. Bases 1 to 297 code for a protein of 98 amino acids. The transcript is spliced from 2 exons. The record is from RefSeq and is a predicted model, not a curated record.